This is a messenger RNA of Filobasidium floriforme, 1481 nucleotides long. Its product is annotated as glycosyl hydrolase catalytic core-domain-containing protein. The transcript is spliced from 7 exons. Gene Ontology annotation, biological process: fungal-type cell wall polysaccharide metabolic process. The coding region runs from base 123 to 1481 and encodes 452 amino acids. Gene Ontology annotation, cellular component: fungal-type cell wall. NCBI's taxonomy places the organism in Eukaryota, Fungi, Basidiomycota, Tremellomycetes, Filobasidiales, Filobasidiaceae. The record is from RefSeq and is a predicted model, not a curated record.
CUUCGGCAUCGAAAGAGCUCCAGUCACGAAGCAAGCCGGACUUGCCUUUUCUGCCUCGAUAACCAGUUACCAGUACUCCUUAUAUAGACGGCUCCAAGAUUGCCACUCGCUUUGGUCAAAACAUGUUCUCGAAAGCCUUACUCUCUAGCGCUCUGGUUGCCUUGAUGGUGACCAAUCUUCAGAUUGCUCACGCUCACCCUUGUGGAGGCGGACCUAGGGGCCACAAGGGGCCUUACGGACCUCCUGGACAACAUGGGCCUCCUGAUUUCUCUGGCAACCCCGGAUAUCCAGCAGCUUCCGAGAACCCGGGCAAUCCUGAGCCUGCGAAUACUCAUGCUGCUCCGACUCAAUCGACUGCCGAUCCGACUGGUUCUCAGGUCUUACCCAUCGUGCAGCCGACAGGCUCCCAGGCUUCAGGAAGCGAGCAGACGACUUCGCAAACUACAGCCAUAGCGGAUCCCAGCGCUUCUGGAGCGAUGCCUACCGCUACCAUGGCAGCCGCUCUUUUAGAACAUCAGCAAGACAGCGGCUUUGCCAAGGGCCCGGAACUCCCAGCUUCAGACGCCCCGAUGUCUCUUCCUGCGGCCACCAGCAGCGCAACGGAGACGGCUCCUAAACCUGGAACAUCUAUCGACCCGACUCCACCUGCAAAUCCCCAAGGAGAUCAGCCUGCAACCAGUGGACCAGUCCCAGGAGGACCCGGAGGGUUGGGGAUCAAUCAGAAUUCCAGUGACACGCAGCAUCUCGAUGCCUUUCUGGGAGGCUCUAUCGGAUGGUUUUACAACUGGGACAGCUCACCUAUCAUGGGACAAUCUCCUACCGGGCUGGAGUACGUACCCAUGCUUUGGAGCGAUAUCCCCGAGCAAAUCACCAACUUCAAGAACGCCGCCAAGACCUUCGCCUCGGAUGGAGUCAAGGCCGUUCUCAGCUUCAACGAACCAGAAGGCAAUCGCGAUGCGGGAGGCGGCUCUGGCGUCCCGGCCGCAAUUGCAGCCAAGGUCCACAUUGAUGUAUUCAAUGGGCUGGACGGUAUAGAAAUUGGAGCUCCGGGUACGACUCAAGGGGGUGAUGCCUGGUGGAAGGAAUGGACUGCGGAAUGCGAAAAGCUUGGAGGCUGCAAGUACGAUUUUGUGCCUUUCCAUUGGUACGGCCCGGAUCCGAAAGUGUUUGCCAAGCAGCUGGAUGAAUUUGUGAACGGUCGUGCAAAGGGAAAGAAAGUUUGGGUCACGGAGUUUGCUUGUAUCGAUUACAGCAAUCCAGGAAGCCCAACCUACUGCUCUGCGGAGGAAGCCAAAACUUUUAUGGACGAGACCAUCAAGGCUAUCAAGGCGCAGCCGUCUGUCGAAAGGUAUGCCUGGCAAGGCGCUUUUGUCUGGAUGCCAGAAGACAAGUCGAGUGGACAACCCAAAUCCCAGGGACCCAUCAUGAUGAACGAGGACGGGACCCUGAACCCGCUGGGCGAGCACUAUAGGACGGUCUAG